AUGAGUGGUCCCAAAUCGGAUACGCUUUUGCUUCUGCUAGCGACUGCAUUAAUUACGCCAGUCUGCAAGCGUCUCGGAACGAGUCCAAUCCUCGGUUUUCUUGCUUCGGGCAUGCUUCUAGGACCUAAUGGGUGUGGACUCAUUUCGGGUAUUCACACCACGGAAACCCUGGCCGAACUCGGCAUCGUUUUCUUCUUGUUCGAAAUGGGGAUUGAGCUUAGCUUUGACCGUCUCUUGUCCAUGCGAAAAGAUGUGUUCGGGUUGGGUUUUUUGCAAUUUUCCAUCACUGCCGUUGCCGUCGCGCUUGUGGGCAAAUUGGCUGGCUUGCCGGCCAACGCUUUGGUCGUACUUGGUGGAGGGCUCGCAUUGAGCUCGUCCGCUUUUGUGUUACAAUUACUCAAAGAUAAAAAUCAGCUCGCCACGCGGUUUGGCAAGGCAGCUUUUGGUAUAUUACUUUUUCAAGAUUUAGCCGUUGUGCCAUUGCUCGUGGUGACACCAAUUUUGGCCGGAUCGGGACAAGGAUUGGCGUCGGCAGUUGGUUCAGCCGUUGUUAAGGCCGCUAUGGCUUUGGGGUCGAUCGCAGUUGCUGGUCGUUUUGUAUUGAAUCCACUCUUCAAGACCGUGGCUCAGGCACAGUCACAAGAAGCCUUUCUCGGGGUUGUGCUACUGACCGUGCUGUCAAUGAGCUUUAUGACGGAAGGUUUGGGAUUGAGCAAUACACUGGGAGCUUUUUUGGCAGGGGUCCUGUUGUCGGAAACCAAAUAUCGAUACCAGGUAGAAGCUGACAUUGCACCGUUUCGAGGAAUUCUGCUGGGAUUCUUUUUUGUGACGGUCGGUUUCGAGAUUGACUUGGCCUUGAUUUGGUCACAGCUCCCCCUGGUUGGUAGCUUAGUGAUGGGCAUCAUACUUAUCAAGGCCGCUAUAACGACCGCCUUGUCGCUAGCGUUCGGGUUGAGUCUAUCGACCAGUCAACAAACAGGGUUGAUUCUUAGUCAAGGUGGAGAAUUUGCUUUCGUUGCCUUCGGUCUAGCACGGUCCUUGGGGAUUUUAGACGUGGCGACAACCAAGCUCCUCUUGACAAGUGUGAGUUUGACCAUGGCAUUGACCCCUGCAAUGGCCACAAUCGGUGCCAAAGUAGCCAAGCGCCUCGAAGAAUCUAGUGAUUUUACACAUUAUUUGGGACAGGAUCGUGACGCCAACGAGAUUAAGGAGAGUGACGACUUUGCGGUUGUGAUUGGAUAUGGGGUUGUGGGUAAAGUUGUUUGCGACCUGCUUGAUCGGAAAUUCAUUAAGUACGUCGGUUUGGAUAUUGAUCCGAACAAAGCGAUUCAAGCGAGAAAUGCUGGUCUUCCCGUAUUCUACGGAGACAUUGGUAGACAAGAAGUUGCCGAAGCCUUCAACGUUGGUAAAGCGAAAGCCGUGAUUGUAUGCAUUGCAAAUCGGGCGCAAGCAAAUCGGUGUGUGAUUGCUUUACGACGAUGGUACCCUAAUCUGAAAAUAUUUGCCCGCGCAGCAGACGCAGAUCACGCCAAUCGUCUGCAGACUACACUCAAUGUUGCAGCCAUGGUACCCAUUCUACCGGAGGACAAUUUAUUACUG
This is a messenger RNA of Phaeodactylum tricornutum CCAP 1055/1, 1599 nucleotides long. RefSeq lists its product with no specific name. The record is from RefSeq and is a predicted model, not a curated record. The transcript has a single exon. Gene Ontology annotation, biological process: proton transmembrane transport; potassium ion transport. Gene Ontology annotation, cellular component: membrane. The annotation marks the transcript as partial. Gene Ontology annotation, molecular function: antiporter activity. NCBI's taxonomy places the organism in Eukaryota, Bacillariophyta, Bacillariophyceae, Surirellales, Neidiaceae.